This is a messenger RNA of Rosa chinensis, 1786 nucleotides long. RefSeq lists its product as uncharacterized. The transcript has 2 exons. The record is from RefSeq and is a predicted model, not a curated record. Lineage: Eukaryota; Viridiplantae; Streptophyta; Magnoliopsida; Rosales; Rosaceae. Bases 731 to 1609 code for a protein of 292 amino acids.
UUCUCCUCUCCUUGGAAUGAAUCAUUUCAGUAUUUCGCCAGUUUUUAGAAUCAUUUUCAAUACAAAUCGUUACUUACCUUCCUUCGGUUAUUCUCUGAUCAUCGAUUUUGUUUUCAUCUCAGGUAGUCGGUUUUUUACUCGAUGUCUUUAGGGUGCAAGACGCUAGAAUGAAAUUGCCUUUUAAGCUGCACUGUUUCUAUUUGGAAGAGUUUAUUAUGUACUCUACCGAUGCAAAACCAUACACAUACAGCUCUCAUUCCUCUUCCCUUUUCUUAUUUUGAAUCUUAUUUACCAUAAUUGAAUGAAAUAGAAGCUUUAUACAUAACAAACUCGGAUUUCUGCAGUGUCGAUUCACUUAUGUAAUGUCAAUCUUUUAUCACAUUGUGCUGGGAAAGUUCCGCGUGAGGUUCUUAGGAAGUACGUGGGACUGUUAAUUAAAUAAAAGUAAGGGAGACCCCAUUAUACUAUACAGUGAGUUGGAAGUUUCAUCCCGAUUGCCAUUGAUUUUCAUCAAUAAUUUAACACAUACUAUAGUCUAGUAGUCUACACGUCGUUUUCUCUGCUUUCGCACCACACCUUGCGAGGCCCCUUAAAAGGAGCUUCUUGCCUACACUUUCUCUCGACACCAAGCUAUUUAAGUAGCUCCUUAUCGUCUUUCAAAAUCAUACCAAUCUCCUUCUAUUUCUUCAUCAAGAGCAGCUUAACAAGUUUCCCUCCCAUCUCUACAACCAUGUUGGUUUCUACACUGGACAUGCUCACUCAGGCUGCUUCGAAUUCUCUCUACGUUUUCUGCUUCUGCAAUUUGAUCAUAGUCAUGAUCGUCGUGGGCUCCAAACCCGGGUCUUACUUUGAUCAAGAAAGUGAACUUCCUCGCUCAAAGGUGACCUACACUAUUACAAGUGAUAAACAAGUUGAUCAUGAUGCUAAUUGUGAGCAGAUGGGUAUCACCAGUUCAUCAGUUGUUAUCAAUAGUGAAGUAUCAAAUGCCAAGAAAGAACUAGCAAGUGAUGAAAAAGCCGGCUUUGAUGAGCAGAUUGUUGUCAGUAAUGAGUGCGACAAUGACGAUGAGCUGAGAAGAAGAGCCGAAGAAUUUAUCAAAAAAGUUAACAGGGAAUGGAGGGCAGAAUUGCUGACAAACUCACAUUUAAUCGAGGCAUAUUUGGUUCUUUCAGUAUCAACAACAAUGCUUGAUACAACAUUAGAUUUGCUCACUCAGGCUACUUCCAACUCUCUCAUCAUCUUCUGCUUCUGCAAUUUGAUCAUAGCCAUUAUCCUCUUAGGCUCAAAAUCCAUAUCCAACGAUCAUGUAGAAAGCUCAAUUCACCUCAGAAGGUCUACCAACAAGCAUGAGGAAGAUGAACAAGGUACAAGUGCUAAACAAGUUAGUGAGGAGAGGCUGGAGAGCAAUGCCUCAAUGCAAGUCAGUCAACCACCAAAGGCCAACCAUGCAGUUCCUGAUAAUAUUAUAGUGAGCAAAAUCAUAUAUGGUAAUGGCAAUGAUGAAACUGAGGCUGAAGAUGAGGAGCUGAGGACAAGAGUAGAAGAAUUUAUACAGAAGGUUAAUCAAGCGUGGAAAGCUGAAUUUUUAAGAACCACAUGCAUAUUCUAAGCCAGCAGUGUAAACAACUAAUGCACUGCUUUGUGUGUUGCUACAAUUGGUGACUUGCCCAAAGUCUCUCUUUUUUUUUGUUUCAGUUUCAACAAAUUGGUUCCCUUUCUUUUUUUCCUUUUUUCUUUCCAUCUCUCCGCUGAGGUUAGUACUUAACAGAUUUGAGUAAUCUUGUCA